Marchantia polymorpha subsp. ruderalis is the source of this 1635-nucleotide messenger RNA. The record is from the annotation of a GenBank genome assembly. Lineage: Eukaryota; Viridiplantae; Streptophyta; Marchantiopsida; Marchantiales; Marchantiaceae.
UAUCAAGAUGUAAGGAGGCGGGGCCGCGGUCGCGCGAAAUUCCCGGGGGUUGGGACGCACGUCCUAUCGUCCGACUUCUCCCUGUCCUUUCGUGCCAUCGCAUACCUCUCCGCUCUAAAACCCUCUGGCUCCGCUCUGCCUCUCCUCUCGUCGACGAGGCCGCGGCGCCACAACGCCCGUUUUGCUCCGAGCGCCUCGCCUCGCGGCAGCAUUGCUCCUGGGCUUCGCUUCUUGUUCGAGGAAUUUCGGCUUGUUGAUUGCGGAGGAGAGCCAUGGCGGAGGAAGAGGAUGAUGAUAUGUCCGAGAUGACAGGAACCGAUGAGGGAACGGAGUCAGGGACGGAAGGGGAGGACAGCGAGGGCGGAUCGUCGAAAACGGCAGAAGUCCGUAUUCCACCCCCGACCGAAUUGCACAAUUCGGCUCUGUUUAUGGCCAAAUACCUCGACCAAAAACUCGAUAAAUUAUUCGCUGCGACGGAGAAGAUCAAUGUGGACAUUGUUGAGAUGGAAAAACGAAUUAUGGCCGACAUCUCUACCAAGAUGCAAGCCAAUCAUGAAGCCCUGACAGUGAGGAUAACUGCGUUGGAGAAUCUCACUCUUGAGCACGGCGUGAAGCUUCAGCAGCAAGAGAGUAAAGGAGCGCAACAAGCGCACCAGCUUGAUGAUUUGCAGAACCAAGUGGGGGUUAUUACCUUUAGAUUGCACUGAUUCAUAGUGCAUGCCUUUUCUUUCCUUUUCUUUUUUAACCCUUUCAUCCAGUCGGAAAAUCAUCUUCGCUUUCCCAAUUCGCAGUCCGGCUUUCUGUGAAUGUCCUUAGGAGUCACACCCUGCAAGCGUGCUUGAUGCGUCGAGCGACACUCCUCGCGUUCUUAUCAGAAUCAGAUUCUUGUUGGAAAGACACGAGCUGUCUAUUCUGCCCAGAAAAUAUCUCCUUGCAUAUCCACAUUUCAGCCCGAUAACGGAGUGGAUUUUUUCUUCCCAUUCCUGGACAAGUCGACGUUUGAUCCCAGUGACAGGAUUGAAUUUCUCUUCAUCGGACUUUGGAACGCAUUCGUUCAUCAAAUGCGUUCCAAAAUCAAAUCCAGCGAUGGGUUUCUUCUAACUCGUUCUCUUCCAUACUCCAUAAUCCAGCCCAGCCACACAAGGCUGGAGGGGCAGGAGGGAGCAGUGAAAGGAACGGAAACUCCAGGAGGUACUGACUCUGAGGCUAGCGCUGGAACUGGAGAAGGGACGGAAUCGGAGGCUGGCACUGAAUCUGAGGCUGGCACCGAAUCUGAGGCCACCGAGGGAGAGAGCACGGAGGGAGAGGAAACAGAAGGAGAGGAGGAAGAAGUAGCAUAACAACUGUAAGAAGUUCUUAAGUAGCAGACCACUACUAUAACAUACUUUUAGCUUGAUCUCUUUUUCAAGAGCUCCAGGUCGAGUGAGUUUUAAUAUUCACUUGUUAGUGCGAGUUCUCAUAUUGAGAGCUCCUUCGUCUUUCUGAAAAAAACCUGUCCAGGCAAGCAUCACUCACUCUUGCGGGUGGUUUUUGGACAUUGUGUCCUGUACUUGAUACAGGAAUCCAUGUUCUGUUAAGAAGAGGAUCCCGGUGAAUUGAAAUUAUUUGAAACUAAUUCUUGCUCUUAACCCUGCA